UUUUACACUUAAAACCUUCUUUUCAAAUCAUUAUCAAAUGGCAUCAGAAGACGAUGUGGAAAAGCGUAUGUUUGAAAGCUACCUUGAAGUAGAAGAUUAUAGUAAUAAUCCUGAAAUUGAAAAAGUAUGGGCUGGUGCUGUUAUGGAGGACAUGAUGAUCCAUUAUAAUCUUUUAACCUCAGUCCCACCUCGGACACUGAGACUUUCACCCUUUGACGAUGAAAUAUAUGAAGCCUUUACAGAGAAUUUCCAUGCUUUCAAAUUGGAUGUUCUUGAAGAAGAUAGUUUGAAGUCGUGGAAAAGCAAAGAGAAAUGGCGUAAGUUCAUUCAAAUGUUCCAAGACAAGAUCAAUAAUGCAACAUUUGGGACAUUGAUACGCAUUGACAGUUCUGGAACAUAUGAAGAUGUCAACACAAUAUUUGUUGUCAGAAUCCAGUUUCUAGCCAUAGAAAUUGCACGUAACAGAAGAGGCUUAAAUGAUAAGGUGUAUUUGAGGAACAAGAUUGGUGUUCAAGAUAAAAAAUUGGAAUGAAGUCACUUGGUAUAACAGUUUUAA
Uloborus diversus is the source of this 556-nucleotide messenger RNA. Its product is annotated as protein PBDC1-like. NCBI's taxonomy places the organism in Eukaryota, Metazoa, Arthropoda, Arachnida, Araneae, Uloboridae. The transcript is spliced from 6 exons. The record is from RefSeq and is a predicted model, not a curated record. Gene Ontology annotation, cellular component: cytoplasm. Bases 38 to 532 code for a protein of 164 amino acids.